Oryzias latipes (Japanese medaka) is the source of this 13940-nucleotide messenger RNA. RefSeq names its product leucine rich repeat containing 4.1 (gene lrrc4.1). The record is from RefSeq and is a predicted model, not a curated record. NCBI's taxonomy places the organism in Eukaryota, Metazoa, Chordata, Actinopteri, Beloniformes, Adrianichthyidae. Gene Ontology annotation, cellular component: glutamatergic synapse; postsynaptic density membrane; plasma membrane. Gene Ontology annotation, biological process: excitatory synapse assembly; synaptic membrane adhesion; postsynaptic density protein 95 clustering. Gene Ontology annotation, molecular function: protein binding.
GAGAGAGUGGGUAAGAGAGUGAGAAAGAGAGCACAAGUGACCAGGAGAGAGACGGCACACGCUCUCUUUUGCUGCUACAUCGGAUCCUUUCCACAUCGACGCUGCUGUUAACGUCACGCCUGUGAGCCGCGCUUGCCCAGCGCUUGCCUCCUUUGCCUUGCUUCUUUCCCCAGUUGGAUGCUGCAUUAGCGAGGGGGUGCUGAUCACCACAAAAAUAGAGGGAAAGGAAGAAAAAAGAAGCUGGAAACGAAGAAACAAGCCACUGAGAGGAGGGGGAAAACUGUGCACCGUUCUUCUCUUUAACCCGCUUCAAUCAAACCAGCUACGAGACCUCCUCUCCACUCAUCAUUCCCAUUCAACCCCCACCCCACUCUCCUUCAGAAGAAAUUGACGGAUUAUUGGGAACUGUUCAGGAGGCAGGCAGCAGCUGCUGCUGUGCCUGCUCGCAACUGCCGCUGUGUGUUUCGCAGGGAUGGUGUCUCCUUGUCUGCAAUUCCUGCUGCUGCAACCGCAGCAACCAAGGCUGGAGUGUGUGGCUUGUUAAGAGGACUAAGAAGCUAAUGAAGGGAGUGUGUGUCCUUUCAACCCCUGCCAAGCUCUCCCUGAGGAAAGACAUAAAAAUUCAGAAAAAUUAAGUGAACACGAUGGCACAACCCUCAGAGCGUGCGCAAAGAACAAGAAAUGCAAGAGGAGGCGAAGGCGGUACAGACUGACCAACCGACCAACUGAUUGACUACUUAAAAAGUGAACAGAGGAAUACCAAGAAGGUGGGGGGGUUGUUUUUUUUAAGCUCCCUCAGCUUUUCCUACAGACCACAACAAACAAUGAGGCGUUGAAGAUUUGAGGACUGUGGAAUUUUCAUUCAAUCUUUUUUUACCCUCACCUAUAUACUCCUCCUUUUUGACAUUUUGCUGCAGAAAACUGCAUGUGUGUUUUUAUGGUCACCAGUACUAUGGAGACCUGGACAAGCAGAUCAACUGUCGGAUUCCAAGGACAAGCAAGACGAGAGGAAACGACAGCAAGAACCAAACAAGAAAUCGCUGCUGCUCUUGGAGCCUGACUGGAUUCCUGUCUGCAGUCUUUUUUUUUCUUCUUCCCCUCAUCAGAGCGGGAGAAGAAAAACUCCCUUCAGGCCUUCAAACCCUUCUCUUUGGAUGUAUGGAUUUACAAAAGGGCUCAACAUCUUCUAGAUUAAGCUCUUUGGUAUUGGUACUAAUUUUGACAGGACAAAUAAAAAAGGGUUUUCUUUGCUGCUCUUGGAUACAAAUGCACCUGACGUGAAAACCACAACUCUUUUCUGAUUGCAAAAAGGACGGAAUAUAUUUAUCUCUGUUCAAGGACCUGUAAAAAUAACUUGAGAUAUUCGGUUACUCUCCCUGUCCCAAAACCCUCCAUACACCUGUCCCAAACAUCCCCAUCCUCCCCCCCAGAUGAUGCUGAAUUAUGAACGUGCCACAUCAUGACUCUCCUGGGGCGGGUAGCUGUGCAUCGUGCCAGGAAAGCCGCCCUGUUCUGUGUAUUAUUCCUGAUGGUGCGAGCGUGGAGCAGCGCCUCCCUGGCCUCGGCGGGGGCGGCGGUGCCUCAAGGACCUCAGGGCUGUCCACCACAGUGUUCCUGCAGUAAUCAGCAGGGGAAAGUGGUGUGCACUCGAAGGGGCUUAACCCGAGUGCCCCCUGGCAUUCCUGCCAACACACGACACCUCAAUCUAAUGGAAAACGCCAUUGAGGCGGUGCAGGCUGACUCUUUCCGCCAUCUGCACCACCUUGAGGUGCUCCAGCUUGGGCGAAAUGCCAUACGGCAGAUUGAGGUGGGUGCGUUUAAUGGACUGACAAGCCUCAACACUUUGGAGCUCUUUGAUAACAGGUUGACAGUUGUGCCUAGUGGGGCCUUUGAGUACCUGUCUAAACUGAGAGAACUGUGGCUGAGGAACAACCCAAUUGAAAGUAUUCCCUCAUAUGCCUUUAACCGGGUGCCCUCACUCAUGAGACUGGACCUAGGAGAAUUGAGAAAAUUGGAGUACAUCUCAGAAGGAGCUUUUGAAGGUCUACAAAAUCUCAAGUACCUCAACCUGGGAAUGUGCAACAUAAGGGGUGAUAUGCCAAAUCUGAGUCCCCUAAAUGGCCUUGAGGAGCUGGAGAUCUCUGAGAAUCUGUUCCCUGUGAUAAAGCCAGGCUCCUUCAAAGGUCUACGGUCUCUUAAAAAACUAUGGGUGAUGAACUCACAAAUCACAGUAAUUGAACGCAAUGCUUUCGAUGGCUUAUCUUCACUGGUGGAACUCAAUCUUGCCCAUAACAACCUGAGUGCAGUGCCACACAAUCUAUUCUCCCCACUCAGGUACUUGGUGGAGCUUCAUCUUCACCAUAACCCUUGGAACUGUGGCUGCGAAGCAGCAUGGUUAGCCCGCUGGCUAAGAGAAUACAUCCCUACUAACUCAACUUGCUGUGGACGAUGCAACUCACCUGUUACAAUGAGAGGCCGUCAAUUGAUUGAAGUGGAACAAGGCGAGGGUGCGGCAAUUCAGUGUUCUGCACCGUUCAUUGCAGAUGCACCAAGGGACUUGAAUAUUUCAGCAGGAAGAGUAGCUGAGCUGCGUUGCAGCACUGCUCCAAUGUCUUCAGUGAGUUGGUUGCUACCCAAUGGGACUAUUCUGACACAUGCCUCUUGGCACCCCAGGAUAUCAGUGCUUAGUGAUGGUACCCUCAACUUCUCAAAUGUUUUGGCAGGAGACACCGGUACUUAUACCUGCAUGGUGUCCAAUGCGGCUGGGAACUCGAAUGCCUCAGCCUAUCUCAACGUGAGUGCAGCAGAGCUUAACACAUCCGUCUUGAGCUACUUUACCACAGUGACUGUGGAGGUCUUGGGUCCAACCACAGAGAUGCCCAAACCUAAGACUAGCAUGACAACAGCUGCUGCAGGUGCUGGAGUUGCUGGAGGAGGAGGAGUCAACCUAAGGACAACAACUACAACUGCAGCUCCUUCUGUAUUUCAACCAGUUUUCAUCUCAACACCAACAGUGCUGCUGCAAAACACGGACAGUCCAGCAAACGCAGCCAAGCCAUCCAUUUUACCAGGACUUAGAGGGGUCACUGGAAAACCAGGCAAGUCUGGCCCAAGCCUGGAUGAAGUUAUGACAACCACCAAAAUCAUAAUAGGUUGCUUUGUGGCAGUAACAUUGUUGGCUGCAGUCAUGCUAAUUGCCUUUUACAAAUUGAGAAAGCGCCACCAGCAAAGGAGCACAGUGGCAGCUGCCCGUACAGUAGAGAUUAUUCAGGUGGAUGACGAGGACCUUCCACCACCAGCAUCAGCAACCCAAGAGUCAUCUCUCACAUUACCUGAAAUACGGGACCACAACAGCAUUCAUAAACUGGACUUCAUCAGCCACAGGACUGAAUACAAUUUUCACAAACCCAAGGCUGAAUAUAAACCCCAGCCUGAUUUUGCAUUACACAAGCCGAAGGCUGAAUACACUACAUAUAAGCCAAAUAUGGACUUUAGUAGCCACAAAUCCACUGCAGAUUACAACACGCACAAAUCAACGCCUGACUUUAGCCUUCACAGACCAAAGCUCGACUGCAGUCCGUUUAGACAGGACUACAACUCUCACAAGCAAGAAUACAGCCCAUUUAAGACGGACUUUGGCAUUCACCCUAAGGCUAAAACAGAAUAUAGUCCCUUCAAAGCAGAUUACAGCACUCAUCCAAGACAGAGAACUGACUUCAGCCCGUUUAAACGAGAUUAUAGCACCCAACCAAAAGUAAAACAUGACUAUAGCCCACUGAAAUCAGACUACAACUCACAACACAAACCAAAAUCUGAACACAGUCCAUUCAAGACAGACUUUGGCACUCACCCAAGAUUUAAGCCUGACCAUAUGCCAUUUAACCCUGACUAUAGCACUCAACCUAAAGUCAAGAUGGACUACAACUCCCAGAGACCCAAGACGGAUAUGACCUACAAAAAUAAGGAUCAUUACACUCCUCAUAAGUCUGCACCUGACUACAACGCCUUCAAGACCGAUUUCAGUCCCCAUCAAGUGGAUUACAGCGCUUUCAAGUCUGACUUUAGUCCACAUACACAGAGACCUAAACUUGAUUAUAGUCCACAUAAAAUGGACUAUAGCCCUCAUAAGAUGGACUACAGCACUCUUAAGCCUAAAUACAACACGUACAAACCUACCGGCCAUGGAGCUAAAUGGACAGACAACAAUGUUGGUAAUUCUUUGCCUCGAACCCUGCCCAGCACUGUCCCCACGAUGGCUGAGCCCUAUGUCAUCAAAACUCACACCAAGGAGAAGGUACAAGAGACUCAGAUUUGAAAAAACCCCCCCCCCCCCCCCCAAAUGCUCUCAUUUUCCUUCCAGUCUCCAGCUCCAGCCCAACUAAGUUCCACUCACAAGUUCCUUUACUCAUGAAUAUCAUGCAAUAGAAUGCACAAGAAAAAAAGGACAGGAGCUACUUUUUGUACAGAGUGCAACUUUAAAAGACUGAUUUAUUGUUGUACAUGCUUAUAAAUAAAUUUAUAUAUAUAUAUAUAUAUAUAUAUAUAUAUAUAUAUAUAUAUAUAUAUAUAUAUAUAUAUAUAUAUGGACAAACUGAAAAUACCAUGGGUUGGUGAUAGAGAAACAUAUAUUAAAAAAUAAAAUGAGAUAUUUUCUAACUUGUAACUUCUAUUUAAAACGAGUUGUUUAAGAUGCUGUCUUGACUUUGACAAAUGAGAGUAGUAUUGUUUUAAAAAGGGGCAUUCUGUGUGAUUUUUACACCAUGCUUCACAGAAUGCAGUGACGAGAAAAAUAUUUAUACAGAGAAGACUUUCUUUAACAAAACCGAAAAAAGGUCAGUGCCGAUCUUUACAGGUUUAUCUUGUAAAAGCACCAAGAAUUUGUACUGUGCCAAAUGUUAUAAAUGCAAUAAAAAUGAUUUUUUUGAAGAAAAAAAAGGAGAUUUUAAAGAGCAAUGUUUUUUUCCCCUCUUUCUUCUUUCAGUUUGUACUGUAACGAUCUGCCAAAUGCUUUAGACACUGCAGUAAGAUUAUGCAGCUAUAGUUUAACCCUAGCUGUGCUGAAUGGCUCAGCCAGAAUGAAGUACAGCACUAAAGAGGACAGAGCAUUCAUUUUUAAAACUUUAAAUACUUCUGGCAAUAUGGUUUCCACGUACAAAGAGGUGAACUUGACUGACUAUGGUCGAUACGUCAAUAAAAGUCAGUGCAGAGUAAAAAUAGUAAACGCAGACAAAUGCAGUACUGUUGCAGUCGUCUAUUUUUAAACGAAACCACAAUAAUAAAAUUCCGUGGAAAUCCUCCUAUGUUUUUUAUAGAGUAUUAGCAAAGACAGUGCAUUGCAUCAAUCUUAUAUCCCCACUAAGACGGGGAAAUACAGUGAGCGUUAUGCCUUUCAAUAUAUAGUUGAGGGUGAAAGGAAAGUGUGCUCUUUAGAACCCUAACCCCAGGCAAACGAAAAACCUUAAAAUAAAAAAGAAAUUGGAUGGCAAAAAAUUUGAUGCAGACUGAAGAGAGUGGAUUGAUUUUAUGUUGAAGUGAUGUGAUUCAUCUUUUGUUUAGGCAUUUCACAAGAUGGAGGGUUUGAACACAUCAGAUGCUGCAGAAAACAGUAUCAUUGAAUCAAUUCUAUUCUUUUUUAUGUUUCUGGUUAAUAAAAAUCUAGUAUGAUAUGGGUUUCAGGGGUUAAUUAAAAAGGUUUAUAAAUGUUAAUUUGCUUAGCAGGUUGUGAAGAACAUUAAUUUGCUUACGGCUGCAUCAGAAUUUAAGCAACUAAUAUGUACAAUAUAAAUGAAACAAACACUGAAUGCUUCCAAACUCGCCAAAGCUGAGCAAAGAUUAGACAAGACUAUCAAAACUGAGGUUUUUUCCUCCUUCCAGCAAUACAUUUACAAGUAACACUGUAUUCUAAAUGAAGCACUCUUCUGCAGAAGCAGAAAAAAGGUGAAAGUUGGUCUGCAUGUCUUCGUGGGCACAUUAUGACACUUCUGUGUAAACUGAGCUAUGCGAAAGAAAGAACUCCAUGUAAUAGAUUAAAUAAAAAAAAGGGGACAAAUGUGGAGUUAGAAUAGGAAGUGCCAUUGAAAAUGACUGCACUCAAAUGUAAGACUUUGGUUACAUUUGUGUUCAAUAUGAUGUGAUACGGGGAUUUGAAUCCAAUACCAACAAAUCUGUUUAACCCAUUUAAUAGUUUAAAAACAAAGCUUUCAUUUGGCUAUGUUUUGCCGAGACAACAUUGAUGCAAUUUAGACCAUUGAAAAUUGAGCAAAAGAUUAUGACUUAAGGAUUGGUCAAGACAGAUUAAAUUCUAUUUAAGGUUUUACUCAAUUUUGUUAAAAGCUUAACGUGCUCCCUCCAAGUGUGAUCUAGCAGGACCUGAAAGCAUGAUUUGUUUUCCAAAGCAUGUAGUGCUAUGUGGUCACAUACUUGCCUCACUGUGCUAUAAAAGGCUCCUUCACCCUAAUCGGUUAAAAUGGCUACAGGGUCAUCAAUCAGCCAAUCAGCUGGCCAGCCACUGGAGGGCCUGUCUCCAUGGGAAACACUUCUCAGCUCCUCUUUUGCCACAACAUUUUUUUUUUUUUUCUGUGUGCUUCAUUAGCCAUCAUGAAGCCACUGGAAAGAGGAAGCACGGCAAGAUGGACUUAUUGAACCACAGUUCUCAGAAGGGAAAGUGUGCAAAUUAACAAUAUUUGAUUUGGUUAUGGAAUUUUGCUAUAAAAAUUUAUCUGGAUUUGGGAAAGUGUUAAAAUUUGAAAUGUGAUGUUAGAAAAGGAGGAAUAAAGAUAAUGGCCUAAAUAGAAAUGGGACUGGCAUCUAGUAGAAAAGUAAAUGAAAAUAGAAGCAACAUGACAAAGUGCUUGUUUGAGAAUGUCUAUGUGUGGAGAUGACAGCGAAAAAAAACAGGAAAACUAAUUUAUUCCCACUGAUAAAGAAAAAUGUUGUACUACACAAGAGAGAGAAGCCGUGUAGAAAAAGAAAAGAAGCAAAAAUAAAAGGCAGUUGGGAAAAGACUAAGCAGAUCAAAUGUGAUGCAAGAGUGCCAGCUACAGAUGGAAUGGGGGAUAUAUAGCUUGGCUAUUGUGACUCCUGCAUGUUUGGUGAAUGGCCUAGACUGCACCACAAGGAGCGUGCUAGGGUGGGGGGGAGGGGCUUAUGUAGCAGAGUGCAGCAGAUAAAUGCUGAUACAAGGCACAGUCUGGACCACUGAGGGAGUUUGAGUACAAGAAAUUGGCAUAUAUAACAGUAGGAAGUGGGAUGAUCAAGAGGCUAGAACAAGUGGAAUUGUAGGGAAGAUGCAGUACAACUGUCUAUAUGAGUAGGGAGUAAGUAAAGAAGGUCAAACCAGCCAGCAGCAAAAAGAGGAAUGUAAUUUUUUCUAUUUAAACGCACAAUCGACUUAAUCUUAAAGGACAUUUUCCAGCCCAAUUAUUUUGAUGCAAUCUUUUAAUUAAAAAUGUUCCUCUAUUAAUUACUAUGAAUAAGACUGCUUUACAUUAAUUAAAUUCCACUUUUUAAAUACUUUAGAUCAGUUUAAUUCUCUAAAUUUUGCUUGUUUACAAACAAAUACCAAAGGAUUAAGUUAUCAUUUGUUACUUUAGUUUUACUAUUUGUAACUUUUCUCCCAAAGUAAAAAUGGUGCUCUAAUAUUCUGAAUUGCAUUCCAUUGUGUAUAUGGACAGUUAUCUUAGAAAUGUCAUUUAUGUGUCACUUUUUUUCCCAUUAAAAAAAACAGCUUCACUAAAACAACUGUAGUUAAAUUAAAAAAAGGUUUGUGGAGCUGUAUUACAAUCCAUGUCUAUGAACCUAAAACAGAGCAUGAAGGCAAAGCUAAGCAAAAUGCAGGCAGCAAAGCUGUGAGAUGUCACUCUGAAGGUGCUGCAAACAACCAUCAUCCACUGUUAUUUUCAAUAUUUAUGGGAGGCAGCCAUUGAUAACAAAAAAAAAAACUUAUUUAGCUCAAUGUCAAAGGUUUGCAUGUUGUGUUGCAUUGCAAAAGUAAAAAACUUUAGUUUUGAAGAAAAAAAUGGCCAGUUGUACUUGCAAGAAAAGUGCUUCAAGUCAAACAUGUUUACAACUGCAGCCCCUUGGAUUUGGCUUUUAGAAGUAAAACUGACACACUAGACCAACAGUAAAAACUUAAAUGAAUAGGGCUAUGAGCCAUUUAAUUAGUUUUCAGUAACGCACGUGUAAAAAAACAUGAUUUUGAAAUGGUAACUGUACUAAACACCAGGUGCUUUUUUUGUAUUUGGCCCCCGGACCUGAAAACAGAAGAGUCACUGUAGACGCUGCUGUCAAAAAAAAAAAAAAAAAAAAAAAAGAGUUUCUUUCCACCAAAGUUCAACCAAAUGUAAAGAAUAUGGCUGCCUUUCAGGUGGUUGAUGUUUGCUUUAUUCCUGUGUUACUUGGGGGAAAAAAAUACUUAAAUGUCAAUGACUCAAAGAAGAGGAUAAAGUUAUCACCAAGCUCUACCGGAUAGAGAGAGAAAAAGAGAUAUCCUUGAUAAAGUCAGAAGUGUUGAUAAGCAAAAGUAAGAGCUGUUGCUGGUGAGUGCAUCAUUUCCAAUGUGACUUUGUGAUCAGUAGUGAAAUUUCCUGCUAUGAGCUUUCUUCUUUUUGAGUAAUGUACGAGUCUCCUGCAGUGCGAUGGUUUUAACUUGGGUGCACAAACUAGUCAUCAUGCUAGCAGAGAAAAUAGGCAGCUAUUUUCUGCAGCCCCUUGAGUGGACUGCUUCAUGACUCACAAGAGUCAAGGCCAAAGAGCCGUUUGGUCCUAUUGUCAAAAAGAACCAAGAACAGCACAGUGAAGAUGGGACACCAAAUGCAACAGCCUUGUUUUGGUUUUUACACCUAAAAAUUCCAUUAAUGAAAAAUACAUCCAAACUAUUUGAAUUAGUUUAAACAAUAUAUAACUGGUGUACAAUUAAUAAAACGUGCAUCUAAAAAUAGUUCUACCCUGAAUUUCAGAGUAAUAAAAACCUGUAGGUUAUAAUAAAAAAAUGGGGCAUGAUGUCUGAAAUUUACUGAGAUUUUGACUCUAAAAGGGAGCACAAAAUUGCAGGUGGGUAGAUUUUUCCCUUUUUGCUUUGUUUUUGCCAUGAGGCAAACCACUUAAAUGUGUUGGUCUGUGUGAGACAGACUUUAUUGCCCUUUUGGCGAGUGAAAAACGUCACAGUUUUCCUAGCAGCAACAGACGACAGAGCCCCACUUUUAUGAUCCUGGCCUAACAGCAGCGUCCGGAGUGAGUGUGCACGUGGUAAAUCAGCUCCACGGGUCUAAGACACAUGAAGUGUGGCCUGUGGGGGCUUUUGUGUGUGCACAAACACAAAUUAAGACUAAGCCAUGCGUUCAGAGGGAACUUCUAAGCCAGAGAUCAUUCGUUUCGCUGCCGUUAAGAUAUAUGUUUAGAAAAGAAGUGAGCUCAGGCAGAGUCACUGGGAAUGUGUGCUUAAGUGCGCAACUGUUGUUUUUUGGUAGAUUUAAAGGCAGCAUAAAUAUAAACAUUGAGACUGAAAAUGUCCAUAUGGAUAAAAAAAAAAAAAGGAAAAUCUCUGAAGUUUAGUUGCAAACAAAAACAAAUGAGGACAACUGUAGCCUUGAGACUGAUGCUCUGUUUAGUUAAAAUCAAACAUUUGGAUGUUGGAUAGAAGGUUUUUUGAUCUUCAAUGACAAAAAGGAUUCUUUUUGGAUAUGAAGGAAUCUGAAACACAAAAUGGCCUCCUUGAGAAAGAGGAGGAGACCCAGAAGAAAACAAAAAUAGAAAAGGGCAAGGAGAAGUAACUCAGGCAGAUGACAAGGGCACCACGAUAUGGCGAUAGCCUGAAGUAGUAAGUCAGAAGACAGCAAUUCCACAGCAGGGGGAAAUACAAAGCAAGAGACAAGUGGGCAAAAAGAGGAUUUUAAGAAAAGAAAAAAAAGGGAGACAAAGGGGCAAAAUGAGAGGCAAAGAACAAUGUCACUAAAAAAGAACUAGUGCUCGCAAAAGAUGAAACCUUAGCAAAACUUCAGAUGGAUCAGAGGAGCCCCUCUGUAGCAGUGGAAGGAGAAUUUGCAUCAGUGUGGAUGUCCAGAUAACAAGCUGUGUGCUAAUGUCAAACACUUACUGGGAAAAUGGGCUCUGCUGAGCUAAGAAUGGCAAAUGAAAGCAACGUCAAGAUGAAAGCCCCUAAAAAGCCGAGUACAGCACAGAGUUUUCAUGUGGCGGCGAAAUUAUUCAGUUGCUUCAGCAAACUGCUUUGAGGGUUUUAAUUUGAGUGUGCGUGUGUGGUUGAGUCAGCUGUGAUCUUUAAACAUCAAACAAAUCGAUAGUCAACUUCUGUUUACUCGGAAACACUGAAGUCUUGCUGGAUUGUAGGAAAGGAAGCAUUCUUACCACAACUCAAGGUUUUAUAGUACUUUGAAUUUUUGCCAGGCUUUGUUAUUAAAAUAAAAUGCUGAUGCAUCUCCUAUGCAGCUCAAAGGAGAAGGGGAGAUGAUUUACAAAGGAAGAAAGUUGUGAUGAGUGGGCAAUAACCAGAUACAGAAUGCAACGCCAAGUCUUAAUGGAUUCAAAAAAAAAAAAAAAAAAAAAAAAUACGACUGGAAACAUUUCUCUAAUUUGCAGUCCUUUUUUGGAAAAUUAUAAGAAAUUUCAAGUGCAUUGCAGAUGUCCUGGAAUUGUUUAAGUAGCUAAAACUGAUCAGUGCAUUUUGAGGGUUUCAUGCAUUUUUUUUUUCUGUUAUACCGAAAACAAUCUGUCCCGUUUCAGCCAAUGUUCAGUCACUCAACAUGUUUUCAAUUAAUAAAAAAAAUAAAAUAAAAGAGUAAUUGAAAAGAGGAAAACUGGAAAGGAUGCAUUCAAGGAAUAAAAAGGAAAAAUGUUUGUUUAGAGGAGAGAAUAGGGGAGGUAGCUCAAGGUAGGAUGGUUUUGGCAUGACUUCCCCCUCCCACUGUUGGCAGCAGAGGUGCAAACUGUUAGCUCCCAGCAGUACAUGCGUGUAUUAGUAUUGUUCCAGGACCUAAUCACUGUGCGUGAGACUUUCAGUGGAGGCAUGUGUGUGUUUAAGUGUCAAAGCAAUGCCAGAAGUGAAUAAAAGGAGUUGUAAGGAGGUGACAGACAAACAGUACAGCGCAACAAUAGGAAGUAAUCAUCCAUCUAUGGUUGUACCAUAUUACUGAAGCAAAGGUUAAGUCAAGCAAAGACACUUCUGCCUACCAUAAAAAAGUGCCCAACUCCAGUUUGCCGCUUAGUUGAUUGCUUUUAAAUGUUUCGUAAUUCAAAAUUAAAUGAUGAAUUUUAUUGUUAUAUUUGAGAGGCACCCAUAACAACCCAACUGUAUCAAUGAAGACUGCACAAACGAUAUUGUCCAUUUAGGACGAGAUUUGUUGGACUAUUGGGGGUUCUGUUUUACUUUCAGGAGUCUGUAAAACUAAUUUCAUUUCUAAAAUCUUUUUUUUUUAAAGUGCACUUGUAGUUUACAAAAAACAGAACUGCUUAGCAGGAAUGCCACAGUUCUCGGUUUAAAACAGAACUGUGUGUAACAUCAAUGAAACGAAUCAUAGGGGAAAAAAAAAUCUUUGCAUAAAUGCCUGCCAAGUUUAUGUUCCAAUUGUCAAACACAACUUUAAACCAACUUUAAGAAAGAUUUAUUAUGUAAAGCUUUAUUACAUUGCACUGGGCUUAGUAUAAGCCAAUCAAAAGGUUGUUCUCCUUGGUCACUUAUUGGCAUAUUUUAAACAAUGAUUAUUAUGAAUUUUUGGGGCUUUUCUUUUGGAAACAAAACCGUGGCCCAAAAAUCAAAGUUUGAACCGAAUCAUAAGGAAAGUGCUUUAGUAUCACUACUCCUUAGUUGAUGCAGGGUGUUUACCCUAAAACCAUGAAUAUUCUUGGUUUUUGUGACUUAAUCUAAAAGAUGAAAUCAAAAAGCAGAUGUACAAACUAAGCUCUAAACCAAAAAAUAUAUUUAUAAAAAAAGAGCAUUUAGAUUGACUUUUAUUUUUCUUUAGCCGAGCAACAUUCUAAACCAAAGGUUAAAAAACUUAUAAAAAUACAGUUGGCAUGAAGAUGACUUGAAGAACUGCAGUGUCUUGGAUCUGCCUCUGCAAACACCCCUACACACACACAGGGUGAGUUUUAGCCAACAGAGGAGUUUAAAGACGCUGCCUUUCUAUUAUGGCCUCAAAUAAAACUAUGCUUAUAUACAAGUUUCUAGCCUGUUGCCAGCUUGCAGUAUAAAAUAUAUCUGUUCAUCCAAAGAUGAAAGCCAACAUUGUUUCUUUAAUAAUUUACUAUUUUUUAAACUGUUUUUGCAAGCCCUGUUCAUUCCUUUAUGCCCCAGACCAUCCUGUGGGUAGUACAGCAAAGAUGAAGGGAAGAGGGAAUAAGGAGAUGCUGGUUGCUGACACAGCUGAAGAGAUGUUGGUAUAUUAACUGAUGGAAUGAGGGAGGAGAUGGAUGGUAGGAUGGAGUGCAGGUGUGAACUGGGCUAAGCUGCUGAAGGAUUACAGACUUAAAUCUUCCCUCUUUUAAGCCUUUAUUUAGUGCUCAUUUUUCCCCAGAUCAUGUUCCUUCUUACACCAGAUGCAAAAAAAAGAAAUAAAUAAAUAAAAAGUGCUGCAGAGUUGCGCGACUGUAGAGGUAGAGUUCAAAAAAAAAAAAAAAAAUGACCAGACAACUGGAGAUGGGAGGAUCAGGAAGGUGGAACCGCUUUGCAGCAGGGGCCAGCCAUCGACAGCUCAAUAACCCAACAAGUGACGGCUGGCUGACAUGAAACACAGACACACACAGAGCGGUUGUGGGGAAGCGGCCGGGUGAAGACGAUCUAGAUGAACAGAGGCGGGUGUUUGUGUGUCGGGGUCUUCAAUCAAACUCUGCAGGAAAGAAAAGAGGAAAAUAAAAAAGAAAAAGGGACAGGAAGCAUGGGAGGAAAAGGCCCAGAGAUUGACUGACUCUUUUUAUGAUGACAGCUGACUUAGAGAGGGAGAGUGUGCGUGAUGCAUUUUAACCCUGCAGCCAAGACAACGUCGAUGUGUGGCAACUGCUGUGUUGUCAAGGGAACUAUUAGCACUGAGAGCCCAGUGUCUGCUUUGUCCUUGCUUGUAUAAACACAAUCUCCCUGCAUGAAGAAACCGUUUCUCUUCAUAACCUCUGUAAACAUCGCAGGUUAAAAAAGAAGCCACAAUUCAGUUGAUCCCGACAACAGAACAGCCGCUGCACUCCUUCUUAUGUGUUUGAUGUAUGUGUAAAGACUGAUGAGUGUGUGAGUCUGUCAAAACUGUCACUAUGUUAUGUCGCCAUGUCACAGUCAUCAACAGAAAGGAAUCUGAGCGUAAAUAAAUCACAGAAGCCCGCAGCCAUUUCCUCAGGGCGGCUCAUCAGAUUCAAAUGAAACAUGGUGAAGGACACAGAGAUGCAGCCUCCAGAACACAGCGAGCGCAGGUAAGCAAUAAAGGCCAAGAUCUGCUUCAAACAACAAUUAGGCGACUGAGCGAUCACUUAGUGAGCAGCAGCACAGAGAGCGGCGCAGCAAACCCGGCCGCUCGGCUUUCUUGUCCAGCACCCAGAAGUACCUGCAUGCUUAGCAAACCAGGAAGCAAGCGAGACGACGACAGAGAAAAGAACAAUGAAGUGUGGAUUUGAGUGGCAUACAUUUAACGAGUGGCAUAAAAUGCUAAUGAAGUGAACAACAAUGGCAGCAAAUUAAGAAAUAAGCGCUGAAAUGAGGCCGCUUUACGAGGCAGAACAGUACAUGAAAAAGAAGCGGCUGACCGCGGACAGCUUAACAAGACAACUCGUGGAAAAUAAAAAUCACAAGAAUUUUGUUUUUCAACUUGUUUACAGAAAAGCAAAUCUUUAAUUCAUGCUUCAUAUCACCUUUUAGAAUCUGCAUUAGUUUAAACAUGGCAUUCACACAAAAAAGGUACUGAGAAGUGAAAUGAUUUUAGCAACUACUUCUUUACAACUAAUCAAAA